AUGGACGGACCACAGCGGCUUUCCCCCCACACCCCGAAGCAGGGCCGUCGCAGGCGCUCCUCCAGCAUCAUUUACCAAGAACCCCCCGAAUCCAUCGAGCACACAAGCGACCAGGCAGCUCUCCCGAAUCUCAAUGCCAACUGGGUCAACGCAAAGGGAGCCUGGACAAUCCAUUUCGUCCUCAUCGCGGCGCUGAAAAUUUUAUUUGACAUCAUCCCCGGUGUAUCGCAAGAGACCUCAUGGACUCUUACCAAUAUCAGCUACAUGUUUGGCUCGUUUCUCAUGUUCCACUGGGUGCGGGGCAUCCCAUUUGAAUUCAACGGCGGCGCCUACGAUAACCUCAAUAUGUGGGAGCAGAUCGACAAUGGUGAUCAAUAUACCCCGGCGAAGAAGUUCCUGCUCUCCGUGCCUAUCAUGCUCUUCCUCCUGAGCACCCACUAUACCCACUACGACCUCACCUACUUCACCAUCAACUUCCUGGCUACGUUGGGAGUGGUCGUUCCGAAGCUGCCAUUUUCGCAUCGGUUGCGAAUAGGCCUCUUCUCCGACUUACCGGAUGAGCCAUAG
Messenger RNA from Penicillium chermesinum, 567 nucleotides. Its product is annotated as ORMDL family protein. The transcript has 3 exons. The record is from RefSeq and is a predicted model, not a curated record. The coding region runs from base 1 to 567 and encodes 188 amino acids. NCBI's taxonomy places the organism in Eukaryota, Fungi, Ascomycota, Eurotiomycetes, Eurotiales, Aspergillaceae. Gene Ontology annotation, cellular component: endoplasmic reticulum membrane. Gene Ontology annotation, biological process: intracellular sphingolipid homeostasis; ceramide metabolic process; negative regulation of ceramide biosynthetic process.